This is a messenger RNA of Dissoconium aciculare CBS 342.82, 402 nucleotides long. RefSeq lists its product as uncharacterized. The transcript has a single exon. Lineage: Eukaryota; Fungi; Ascomycota; Dothideomycetes; Mycosphaerellales; Dissoconiaceae. The record is from RefSeq and is a predicted model, not a curated record. Bases 1 to 402 code for a protein of 133 amino acids.
AUGAACACAAUCUCGCUCCUGGUCAAUGGCCGAACUGCCGCAGAGAUUGCGAUGCUUCCGGAGAAGCAGCGAUCGAGCAUCACCACUCUGACCCGGCAGCCUACGAACACUCCUCAGACGCCGCCUCGGAGACCCGGUCACAAUCGCCGUCGGUCCAGUCGAGAUUCCCCAGGGUGGUACAACACCGAAGGGGGCAUGACGCUCGAUGACUUCGCCCAUCGGCUCAACACCACGACUAAGCGAAUCGAACGAUGGCAAGGCGCCUGUGCUCAAAAUGUGGUCAUGGCACUCAUGCGGCCCACUCCAAUCGUUCUCUUUCUCUUCAAUCCGGUCAGCUUGGUUCUUUGGAUGUUGUUUGCUGUUUGGUAUCUUUCCGGUCCCAUAUCAGGUCGAACUGGAUGA